AUAAGGAAAUGAACUCUGAUCUGUUGUUGCAGCCAAGACAGUAGCUGAGACAUUCUGCUUGGGAACACGACUGAAGAACCUGCUAAAUAGAACCAGAACUCACACAGACCGGGACCUGAAGUUGGACCUGAAGUUGGACCUGAAGCUGGACCUGAAGUUGGACCUGAGGCUGUUCCUGAGCGAGGAGAGAUGAAGUUGGAAUUGAAGAUUCAGCUGCUGCAGUUCAUCUCUCAUGUGUUUAACUCCGUCUUCCUGGUUCUGGGUCUGAGUGUGGCGGGCUGUGCAGUCUGGAUCCUGUUUGACAGAGGGACCCUCUUGACCUUUGUGUCCUCAGAUGAGCUGCGCACCGUGGGGGCGGGGCUGCUCCUGAUUGGAGGAGUGGUGGUGCUGGUCAGUCUCAUUGGCUGUGCUGGAGCAAGUGGACAGAACCGACUCCUGCUGCUGGUGUACCUGGGCCUCCUCAUCGUUCUGGUCCUGGGUCAGCUGUUCGUCACUCUGCUGCUGCUCAUCAACAGAGACAAGAUUGGACAGAGUCUAAAUGACACAGUUGAUGACAUCAUCAGUCUGUACGGGCAGAGCGGUCACAGGAAGGACCAGCUGAUGGACGACAUACAGACCCAUGGCCGGUGCUGUGGCAGAAUGGGCCCCUCUGAUUGGCUGAAGAACUCUUACAUCGACAGUCUGAACCUGACCGGUCCAGACGUUCUUCCUUGUUCCUGUUUCAGAACGGUUCAGCGCAGCUUCAACUCCAGCUGGUGCUCCGACCUGCCAACCCUCCCUGACCCGCAGUACGGACGAGGGAACGGCUCGUACCAGCAGGGCUGUGGGAAGGAGCUCAGUGAUUGGCUGCAGGAGAACGCUCUGACCAUCGUGGGUAUGGACGUGGGUCUCAUAUUAAUCCAGCUGCUUCAGUUUGGCGUCAUGGUGAUCCUGUACCGAGCCUUUAGCAGAAAAGCUGCUUUGAAAAGAACCCGGUCCCUGGUGGACACUGACCACGCCCACUUAGACCACGCCCCCGAGGAUGACUAUGCAGAGCAGAACUAUGGUUUUGUCAAUAAUGACGAUGGAUUGGUAGACUCCACCCACCCACCAUAUCACCAUGACAACCAGAACAACAGAUAGCUUCUCUGGCGGCUGAGGCUGCAAACAGAACAGGACCUCAGGGUUCUGGACUGCAGCUUCAAAAUCAACCUGUAAUAAAAUCUGUGAUCGUGAGAUUGUCUUUAGACCGUUUCCAGGCAGAACCAGUGAACACGUUCAGUAUCAUGAAAUAAAAUCAGCUGAUUAUUGAAAUAUUCA
Acanthopagrus latus (yellowfin seabream) is the source of this 1299-nucleotide messenger RNA. RefSeq names its product tetraspanin-19. The coding region runs from base 190 to 1122 and encodes 310 amino acids. NCBI's taxonomy places the organism in Eukaryota, Metazoa, Chordata, Actinopteri, Spariformes, Sparidae. The transcript has 8 exons. The record is from RefSeq and is a predicted model, not a curated record. Gene Ontology annotation, cellular component: membrane.